Molecule: messenger RNA, 1117 nt
Organism: Lates calcarifer (barramundi perch)
Lineage: Eukaryota; Metazoa; Chordata; Actinopteri; Centropomidae
Gene: batf3
Product: basic leucine zipper transcription factor, ATF-like 3
Exons: 4
Coding region: 95-463 (122 amino acids)
Biological process (GO): regulation of transcription by RNA polymerase II
Cellular component (GO): nucleus
Molecular function (GO): DNA-binding transcription factor activity, RNA polymerase II-specific; RNA polymerase II cis-regulatory region sequence-specific DNA binding
Source: RefSeq, a predicted model, not a curated record
CCACAGCCAGCACUUUGUUAUUGUGUGACAGAGGCAGUGCAGCAGGAGAGCCUCCUGUUUCUCUCAUUUUAAUGCAACGCAUUAAAAACCUGUGAUGUCAGACUGCGAUUCGUCCUUCCAGUCUCAUCAGAAGAUUAACAGGAGCAACCUCCUCUGUGAGACAUGUGAGGGUUCAGAGGAUGAAGGCAGGAGGCUGAAGAGGAGAGAGAAGAACAGAGUUGCAGCUCAGAAGAGUCGCAAGAGACAAACACAGAGAGCCGACCUGCUGCAUGAGGCCUGUGAGCUGUUGGAGCAGAGGAACCGAAAGCUGAGGAGAGAGGUGGAUUCUCUGUCUGAGGAGCAGCGCCUGCUGACUGAAGCUCUCAGAGCCCAUGAGCCCCUCUGUCCCAUCAUGCACUGCCUCUUCGCCUCCUCCACCUCACCCAACCUGCAGCCUGACAACAUGGCCGCCUGCUCCGUCUGAGACAAGGAGUAAUGUUUCUGUGACCACAGCAGCCUGUCGUCUACAGCUACGCUCUGUGUAAUGCACCAGUGAACCUCUAGAGGGCAGUGUUCACCAUGUUCAGAGUUAAAGCAGUAACUGCGGGCAGGUGUUUGCUGCUGCUGAACUCCGGUGGCAGCUUUAAUAAUCAGAGUGAAGAGAGCCCUCUGGUGGUUGAACUUUUACACAGCAGCUCAUGUUCAUAAUGUAAAUACAGUAAUAGAUUUCAUCACUGAUACAGAUGGUUUCGACUCUCCUCUUGGCUUGCAGGUGAAAAACGACAUGUAGUUCAAAAAGCUAAAUGUCAUUCUUGAUCUGGAGAAUGUAUUCAACCAUUAGCUCAUUUAUUAUUGGGUUUUUUUCUGCCACGAGUGACAGUUUCCACCAAUCUUUCCAAUUCAAUAAAUAAAUAAAAGUCAUACAGUUUGUGUGAUGUGUUGAUCUGAGGGGGAAAUUGUUUAACUACACAUUUUCAUCUUUCCUCAUGGAAAAAUACAACAGAAUGUCUCUGUACGGUCAAACCUGUCACCUGACAUACAGACUUUGUUAUAUAAACUGGUUUUAACCGAUUUGCUUCAUUCACACUAAAAAUAAAAAAUAAUAAUAUAAUAAUAAAAAUCAAUAAAUGGAAAUAUU